AUGGGCGGUCACGCCGCUUCUUCGAGUCUGGCGUCUCCCUAUUCUCUGUUGAGGGGAUCUAAGACCGCACAAUCCGCGCUCCCUUCAUCCCGUUCGGACCGAACGAGGAAGUUUACCGUUCCAGCACGAAAGCGAGCUGUGAACGACGACUCGCUUCUAGAUGACAGUGUGAAGGAAGAAGUGCCUUCGCCAGGGACAGCGGAUGCGGGCGUGGACGAAAGCCUGAUAGACAUUUCUAGGAAUUCGAGUGCAACCGAUCUGCCUUCGAUGAACGGUUUCAGCGACGCUCUUGCACCUGCGAGAAUCUUGAACCCGAGGAAAUUCGCGAGGCAGCUUGUGGCCAAAGUUCACGCUGCGUUCGUGGGACAGAGUCGACCCUCUGAAGAUGCCCAGAACGAACAGGACGGCGUCAGGGAUGAGCUGCCUGCUUCCUUUCUCAGCAUCGGCGAGCAGACGAACCGGGACGACUACUCGGGUACUGCCGCUGACGACGUAGAAGGCGAGGCGGAGGGUAGCGAGACUGGACACAUGAUCCCUGACGAAGCCGUUGGGAAGUCGGUCUUUCUCCAAGGCGAGGAAAGACCUGAAAGAAGUGACGAGGAAGAAGACGAAGACUUGCAGGACACAGACUCAAGUUUGGAUGACAUGCAGUCUGUUCACGAACAUGGUGUCGCGUUCGUGCAAAACACAGAGAAGGCAGGAAAGGAAGAAGCCGAAAGCUCUUCCGAAGCAGACGACGCUAUAGUAGGCAGCAGCGAAGAAGCAGGGAGCGAAUCGAAGUCAGAUGCGGGAGACAAGUCGAAGUCAGAGAGCGAGUCGAAGUCAGAGAGCGAGUCGGCGUCAGAUGCGGGAGAGAACUCGAAGUCGGAUGCAGGAGACAAAUCGAAGUCGGAUGCAGGAGACAAAUCGAAGUCGGAUGCAGGAGACAAAUCGAAGUCAGAUGCAGGAGACAAGUCGAAGUCAGAUGCAGGAGACAAAUCGAAGUCAGAUGCAGGAGACAAGUCGAAGUCAGAUGCAGGAGAGAAGUCGAAGUCAGAUGCAGGAGACAAGUCGGACGCGGACUCGUCGAAGAAGUCGUCGAGUGGAAAAGCCGGAGUAAGUGAUAACCAUAAGAGUGCUGCCAAAUCACAUAGCCACCUAGUGCACGUGACUACUGGAAACUCACCUGAAAUUAAAGCAUACCGUGCCACAGUGCAUCCCUAUCACAACAGGCGCAGGAAGAAGGAGGAGAAGGAAGGGGGGUCAAAGGACGAUGACUCUAAAAAUGAAGACCAGACCAAGGAAGGGGGAGGGAAAUCCGAACACCAUGACUCUGCCCACGAGCCGGACAGCAUAACGGCAUCAUCCUCUUCUCACACUGAGGAGGGAAACGAAAACGAAGAGGAAUCAGGAUCCUCUCUUGGUGAUCGAGAACACGUGACCGCAGAAGAGUCAACGCACUCUCACCACGGCGAGACGGGAGGGGACGAAGCAAGGUCAGGUGCCGAUUACCACGGAGAGACACCAGACGCAGGAGAUAAAUCGGAGCAUGUGCACCAUGGCGAGACGGGCGAGAUUGAAGCCAGGCCAGCCACCCGUCACCAUGAGCAUGCACAUGACACAGGAGCCGAUUCAGCGCUAGGUCAUCCUGGCGAGACGGGCGAGAUUGAAGCCAGGCCAGCCACCCGUCACCAUGAACAUGCACAUGACACAGGAGCCGAUUCAGCGCUAGGUCAUCCUGGCGAGACGGGCGAGAUUGAAGCCAGGCCAGCCACCCGUCACCAUGAACAUGCACAUGACACAGGAGCCGAUUCAGCGCUAGGUCAUCCUGGCGAGACGGGCGAGAUUGAAGCCAGGCCAGCCACCCGUCACCAUGAACAUGCACAUGACACAGGAGCCGAUUCAGCGCUAGGUCAUCCUGGCGAGACGGGCGAGAUUGAAGCCAGGCCAGCCACCCGUCACCAUGAACAUGCACAUGACACAGGAGCCGAUUCAGCGCUAGGUCAUCCUGGCGAGACGGGCGAGAUUGAAGCCAGGCCAGCCACCCGUCACCAUGAACAUGCACAUGACACAGGAGCCGAUUCAGCGCUAGGUCAUCCUGGCGAGACGGGCGAGAUUGAAGCCAGGCCAGCCACCCGUCACCAUGAACAUGCACAUGACACAGGAGCCGAUUCAGCGCUAGGUCAUCCUGGCGAGACGGGCGAGAUUGAAGCGACUCCAACUGCGAGUCAUGGUGAUAACGCCGAGAUCAAUGGAGGCGCAUCAUGGACAGGUAACGAAGGAGAGACAGGGGGGAAUGAUGCGACUCCAACUGCGAGUCAUGGUGAUAACGCCGAGAUCAAUGGAGGCGCAUCAUGGACAGGUAACGAAGGAGAGACAGGGGGGAAUGAUGCGACUCCAACUGCGAGUCAUGGUGAUAACGCCGAGAUCAAUGGAGGCGCAUCAUGGACAGGUAACGAAGGAGAGACAGGGGGGAAUGAUGCGACUCCAACUGCGAGUCAUGGUGAUAACGCCGAGAUAAAUGGAGGCGCAUCAUGGACAGGUAACGAAGGAGAGACAGGGGGGAAUGAUGCGACUCCAACUGCGAGUCAUGGUGAUAACGCUGAGAUAAAUGGAGGCGCAGCAUGGACAGGUAACGAAGGAGAGACAGGGGGGAAUGAUGCGACUCCAACUGCCCAUCAUGACGAUAUCGCUCUGAAUAACGGCGGCGAACCAUCGGGAGGUAACGAAGGAGAGCCAAGGGGGAGUGACGCGACUCCAACUGCUCAUCACGACGAUGACGCUCAGAAUAACGGCGGCGAACCAUCGGGAGGUAACGAAGGAGGGCCAAGGGGGAGUGACGCGACUCCAACUGCCCAUCAUGACGAUAUCGCUCAGAAUAACGGCGGCGAACCAUCGGGAGGUAACGAAGGAGAGCCAAGGGGGAGUGACGCGACUCCAACUGCUCAUCACGACGAUGACGCUCAGAAUAACGGCGGCGAACCAUCGGGAGGUAACGAAGGAGGGCCAAGGGGGAGUGACGCGACUCCAACUGCCCAUCAUGACGAUAUCGCUCAGAAUAACGGCGGCGAACCAUCGGGAGGUAACGAAGGAGGGCCAAGGGGGAGUGACGCGACUCCAACUGCCCAUCAUGACGAUAUCGCUCUGAAUAACGGCGGCGAACCAUCGGGAGGUAACGAAGGAGAGCCAAGGGGGAGUGACGCGACUCCAACUGCCCAUCAUGACGAUAUCGCUCAGAAUAACGGCGGCGAACCAUCGGGAGGUAACGAUGGAGAGCCAAGGGGGAGUGACGCGACUCCAACUGCCCAUCAUGACGAUAUCGCUCAGAAUAACGGCGGCGAACCAUCGGGAGGUAACGAUGGAGAGCCAAGGGGGAGUGACGCGACUCCAACUGCUCAUCACGACGAUGACGCUCAGAAUAACGGCGGCGAACCAUCGGGAGGUAACGAUGGAGAGCCAAGGGGGAGUGACGCGACUCCAACUGCCCAUCAUGACGAUAUCGCUCAGAAUAACGGCGGCGAACCAUCGGGAGGUAACGAUGGAGAGCCAAGGGGGAGUGACGCGACUCCAACUGCUCAUCACGACGAUAUCGCUCAGAAUAACGGAGGCGAAUCAGCCCCGGCGAAUCAGGGAGAUACAGGAAGGGACCACACUGGGGAUGCAGACAUUGCCAGCGGCCAGGAGCCCGAGAUCGAAGAGGAAUAUUCGCACCCUCACCCUGUUGAGGCCCGACCUAGCGACGCAACUGGGGGACACACUCCACCAAUUCAUGAACACGACACACGCAGCGAAUCGCCUGACGCUCACCACGGUGGCGAGGAACACCAAGCAGAGACCGGAAACGCGUCAGUGCAUGCGCACGACGCCGCAGAAGGACAUCGGGAAGGAGAGCACGAACACGCGUCUGGUGAAAAGGAGCACGAGGCGGGAGAGGCGUCUGUGCAUGCGCACGACGGUGCGGAGGGACAGCAUGAAGGAGGGCACGAACACGCUUCUGGUGAAAAGGAGCACGAGGCGGGAGAGGCGUCUGUGCAUGCGCACGACGGUGCGGAAGGACAGCGUGAAGGAGAGCACGAACACACUUCUGGUGAAAAGGAUCACGAGGCGGGAGAGGCGUCUGUGCAUGCGCACGACGGUGCGGAAGGACAGCAUGACGGAGAGCACGAACACGCGUCUGGUGAAAAGGAGCACGAGGCGGGAGAGGCGUCUGUGCAUGCGCACGACGGUGCGGAAGGACAGCAUGACGGAGAGCACGAACACGCUUCUGGUGAAAAGGAGCACGAGGCGGGAGAGGCGUCUGUGCAUGCGCACGACGGUGCGGAAGGACAGCGUGAAGGAGAGCACGAACACACUUCUGGUGAAAAGGAUCACGAGGCGGGAGAGGCGUCUGUGCAUGCGCACGACGGUGCGGAAGGACAGCAUGACGGAGAGCACGAACACGCGUCUGGUGAAAAGGAGCACGAGGCGGGAGAGGCGUCUGUGCAUGCGCACGACGGUGCGGAAGGACAGCAUGACGGAGAGCACGAACACGCUUCUGGUGAAAAGGAGCACGAGGCGGGAGAGGCGUCUGUGCAUGCGCACGACGGUGCGGAAGGACAGCAUGACGGAGAGCACGAACACGCUUCUGGUGAAAAGGAUCACGAGGCGGGAGAGGCGUCUGUGCAUGCGCACGACGGUGCGGAGGGACAGCAUGAAGGAGGGCACGAACACGCGUCUGGUGAAAAGGAGCACGAGGCGGGAGAGGCGUCUGUGCAUGCGCACGACGGUGCGGAAGGACAGCAUGAAGGAGGGCACGAACACGCUUCUGGUGAAAAGGAUCACGAGGCGGGAGAGGCGUCUGUGCAUGCGCACGACGGUGCGGAAGGACAGCAUGACGGAGAGCACGAACACGCGUCUGGUGAAAAGGAUCACGAGGCGGGAGAGGCGUCUGUGCAUGCGCACGACGGUGCGGAAGGACAGCAUGACGGAGAGCACGAACACGCGUCUGGUGAAAAGGAGCACGAGGCGGGAGAGGCGUCUGUGCAUGCGCACGACGGUGCGGAGGGACAGCAUGAAGGAGGGCACGAACACGCUUCUGGUGAAAAGGAGCACGAGGCGGGAGAGGCGUCUGUGCAUGCGCACGACGGUGCGGAAGGACAGCGUGAAGGAGAGCACGAACACACUUCUGGUGAAAAGGAUCACGAGGCGGGAGAGGCGUCUGUGCAUGCGCACGACGGUGCGGAAGGACAGCAUGACGGAGAGCACGAACACGCGUCUGGUGAAAAGGAGCACGAGGCGGGAGAGGCGUCUGUGCAUGCGCACGACGGUGCGGAAGGACAGCAUGACGGAGAGCACGAACACGCUUCUGGUGAAAAGGAGCACGAGGCGGGAGAGGCGUCUGUGCAUGCGCACGACGGUGCGGAAGGACAGCAUGACGGAGAGCACGAACACGCUUCUGGUGAAAAGGAUCACGAGGCGGGAGAGGCGUCUGUGCAUGCGCACGACGGUGCGGAGGGACAGCAUGAAGGAGGGCACGAACACGCGUCUGGUGAAAAGGAGCACGAGGCGGGAGAGGCGUCUGUGCAUGCGCACGACGGUGCGGAAGGACAGCAUGACGGAGAGCACGAACACGCGUCUGGUGAAAAGGAUCACGAGGCGGGAGAGGCGUCUGUGCAUGCGCACGGCGGUGCGGAAGGACAGCAUGACGGAGAGCACGAACAUGCUUCUGGUAGAAACGACCACGAACCCGGAGGCGCGUCAGUGCAUGCGCUCGACGGUGCGGAAGGACUCCAGGAUGGAGAGGACGAACACGCUCCUAGUGGGAAGGACGACGAAGCCGGAGGCGCGUCAGUGCAUGUUCGCCACGGCCAGGCAGCUGGAAACGAGGAACCGGAACAGUCGCGUGGUGAUCAGGAAUAUGAGAUUGGAGGAGAGUCCGCCUCGUCUCACACUGAUCACGAGAAUGAAAACACUGGAAAAUUAUUAAAAGCUCCUGAACAGGGCCAGGAGACUGGAGGGGCAACCGCUUCUUUUCACGCUGGGCUGGGACAGGGAAACGAAGGGGAGUCACUGCGUUCUCACUCUGAGCAGAGGAAGGAAGGAACAGAAAAGGGAGGAGUGGAGGGUCACCCUCAGACUGAGGAGCCGCAAGGGAAAAAGGCAAAGAAGCAGGAGGAACACCGUAAACUGGAUGUUGCUCUCAGGCAACAUCGAGAAGCUGAAGAGAAACGUCGACAUGCCGACGAGCUGUUGCAGAAACACCAUCUCGGACAGGGUGGACCUCGAGGACGCGCGACCGUGACGGCGCAUUCACACAUGCACGUCCAAGAUAUAACUCAGCACCGGCAACUGGAGGAGGCGACGGAAAUGGCGGGAAAAUUGACCCAUCACUUACAAAUCCAGAACGCACUGAAGCUGAGAGAAAUGUUUUUGAAGCGAAAGCAAGUUGGGCAUCUCAAUUUGCUCAAGCACCUCCAGGAUCUCAUGCAGGCAGUUGUUUCGAGGAUCUACACGAAAAUGAAGGGGGUCAAGCGUGCUCUGAAGCGCAUGUAUCUCCACGGCCGCUUCGUCAUAAAACGGUUCCUGCACGAGACAGACCACAAAGUCAUCCGUCCGGAGGAGCUGCCGUCAGCCCUGAUGGCACCCGCGGACGAAAGCAACGUGCUGGGCAAAACCACCAACGGAAUGGUCAUGGACUGCCCCACAGAUUGCAAUCCGGCUGCCUGCGACAACAAACCCGUGAACCCCUCUCAGUGCUUCAAAUACGAAGCUGUGGCCGGCGGCGGGGGUUUCCGGCGGUGCGAGCCGUUCGCCGAUCCACUCACUGCGACGUGUGCACCGGGAUUCACCAGAUGUGCAAUGGCGGCGCCGACGCGCGGCAAGCACUACCAGAUGUUUUCCUCGCCGCCGGAGCAUCCUCUGCCCCAGCCUCUCCUCGUUCAAGGAAGCAACUUGCACGCCUGCUUGCGACUUCUCCCCGUCCACGAGAAGACCAAGUGCAGCCCGGAAACUUCCGAGAUGGUUGAGGCUGCUCUGAAGGAUACCCAGGCCAUCGCCCAGCAGCCACCCCCCCAUGUCUUGGAACAAGGCGUUCUGUUUGAGAAUAUUCAGGUCCCCCAGCCAGGGAACUACAAGCUGUGCAUGCUCCAAUAUUGGAGACCGCCUGAGUCGAAACCGUCAGACAACGUGUUUAUCAUGGGCAUAGACGAGAUAGGGACUCUUGAGGUCCUACAACAGCCUGACGCGGACACGUUGAAACAAGUGCAAGGCUUGCAUAAAAAGACGCCAGAAACGGAUUAA
This is a messenger RNA of Neospora caninum, 7257 nucleotides long. RefSeq lists its product as uncharacterized. The record is from RefSeq and is a predicted model, not a curated record. Bases 1 to 7257 code for a protein of 2418 amino acids. The transcript is spliced from 10 exons. Lineage: Eukaryota; Apicomplexa; Conoidasida; Eucoccidiorida; Sarcocystidae.